GCUACGCCCACUGUGGGGUUAAGCUCCGCCCAUUGGAGUCCAGCUACGGAUACAGGUCAUUGAGCAAGCUAGCGGUAGAUGGCCAAGGUCGUUUGGGUGGAUUACAUAAAGGUCGCUUUGUAGACGUCGCCCACACGGGUCAGCUGACAUUGUCGCUCCCAUCCUGAUUGGUGCUUGCGUUUCAAGCUCCACACGCAGAUGCAGCUUUCAUCUUGAUGACUGAUGAGGAUAAACUAACUGGCGCUGCAGGAAUGAAUGGAUGAAUCCAUGUUAGUUGUUCAUGGUGACACGUGACAGGAAGGUAGUUCCUGACUGUGUACAUGUAUCACCUGCAUAUCAGGCAGCCCACUAGCAUGCUAAACCAAGCUAACCCGGCUAGCUUCCAUUCACGCUCCGUAAGAGGAGGUUCCAGCCUGUGUUUAGUCGGGAGGAGGCGCUUCAGCGUUGGUCAUGAUUUCACCACGAUCGAGCGGUGCGCCGAGGAAAUACUUCCCCACACCAACGUUCCUUCUCCUCACGAUGACAGCAUUUCAUUCCCGUGAUGUGGAGGAAGAGACAGACACCGCCAAGGAUCUAAAGGCACGUGUGGACCACCUGAUGACUGCGGAGACCACAAACCACAUCAACAUUCAGGAUCUGAUUGUAAGUGUGAACCACCUGAUGACUGCAGAGAGCACAAACACCAAAACCAUUCAGGAUCUAACCACACGUGUGGACCACCUGAAGACUGCAGAGACUGCAAAUGAAAACACCAUUCAGAUUCUCACUGCACAUGUGGACCACCUGAAGACUGCGGAGACCACAAACAACAAAACCAUUCCGGAUCUAAAGGCACGUGUGGACCACCUGAUGACUGCGGAGACCACAAACCACAUCACCAUUCAGGAUCUAACCACACGUGUGGGCAAGCUGGAUGGCAUGUCAGACAAACGUAAGGUGUGGUUUGCAGCAGUAGGGGGCGACAAAAAGACAAGUGAUAACAAGGUGAUCUUUGGCGAGGUGCCCACCAACAUGGGUAACGCCUAUGAUGCCAACACAGGCAUUUUCACAGCCCCCUACAAGGGCGCCUACUUCUUCACCUUGACCUACAAAUCAGCUGGUAAGAUGAUUUAUCUAGCUGUGUAUAAGGAGAAGAAGAAUGGGAGCAGAGAGUGGCUGAUGUACAUGUUUGACGACACCGAGAUCCCAGGGAAGGACUACAUGGCCUCCAACAGCAGGAUGGUUGACCUGGAGCAUGAAGACAAGGUGUAUGUCUAUACUUAUAGUGACGAUGGACUUACAUCUGGUUGGGCUAACGUGUUCAGUGGCUUCCUGGUGCAUCCCAUGUAAAGUGGGGGCGGGCGCAUCCAUCCAUGAUAUCAGGGAUAUCAGGGCAGUAUCGCUAUGGGAUGGAUGCUUUGAUGUGUAUUCCAUGAUAUCGUGUGGCUAACGUUCCACGUGUGUUUAUGGGUAUUGAAGGGCGUACAGGUGGCGUGUGGCUGAUGCCCCCUACUGGUAACGCUUGUCAUAUUUACUCGUAUUCUGCUCUGUAUUGUUUUCCUAAAGGGACUGUUUGCCAACAUCCCGCCCUCUUCCUGUGUUGGCACGGAAGGCUAUUGCUAACAUGCUAGCUUCUAUUUGUUCCCUUGAAAUGUUGUCAUGAUUUGCCAACCAUGUGCCCUGCUAAUGGAUCA
Dunckerocampus dactyliophorus (ringed pipefish) is the source of this 1673-nucleotide messenger RNA. RefSeq lists its product as uncharacterized. The coding region runs from base 451 to 1329 and encodes 292 amino acids. The transcript is spliced from 11 exons. Gene Ontology annotation, molecular function: protein binding. The record is from RefSeq and is a predicted model, not a curated record. Lineage: Eukaryota; Metazoa; Chordata; Actinopteri; Syngnathiformes; Syngnathidae.